AUGGCUGACUCUGUCGUCUCUGACUCCACCACCGCUUCUCCUUCCAUUGAUCAGACCUCUCCUUACUACAUACAUCCCAAUGAAAAUCCCGCAUUAAUUCUGGUUGCACCGCCGCUUGAUGGUUCGAACUAUCACACCUGGGCAAGAUCGAUGCGCAUGGCACUCCUGUCCAAAAAAUUCGUCGAUGGGUCUCUUCCUCCUCCUUCCGCUUUUGACCCGAUGUUUCCAUACUGGGAGUGCUGUAACAACCUGGUGCAAGGAUGGCUCACCAAAUUGCUUUCUCCUACCAUUGCGAAGAGCAUCCUUUGGUUUGAUCGGGCUUCCGACAUUUGGACUGAUCUCUGUUCUCGUUACUCUCAGUCUGACAUUUUUCGCAUCGCCGAUCUCCAGGAAGAAAUACACAGUCUGAAGCAAGGAAAUUUGAAUGUUACAGAGUACUAUACGAGGCUUAAAAUCCUUUGGGAUGAACUCUCUAGUAUCCGUCCGAUCAAGCCCUGUGCGUGUUCCUCCCAUGGAUCUGCUGCUAAGCACAGAGAGGAAGACUACGUGAUCAGAUUUCUCAAAGGACUUAACGAGCAAUAUGCUUCCGUAAAGUCUCAAAUUAUGAUGCUUGAUCCUUUACCUUCCAUUACUCGAACCUUUUCCCUUGUACUGCAACAAGAACGCGAAUUUCACAUUGCUCCAGAGCCCAAGAUUAUGCUUACUAAGGGUUCACGACCUUCUCCUGCGGGUUCUUUCAUUGGUUCGAACCAGAGUACCAUCAAACAAUGCACCUACUGUGGGAAACCAAGGCAUACUGAAGAAACAUGCUAUAGAAAGCAUGGUUUUCCACUGGGUUUCAGGUUUCGCAAUGGUUCCUCUGCCUCUGUGAAUAAUUUUUUGACUCAAGAUUUUGCCUCUGUUCAAGAAAUCCAUCCUUCUAAGCCUCUCCCUCCUCAUCACUCAACACAAACAAUGACUAUCCUUCCUCAACUCUCUGUUGAGCAAUACCAACAUCUCCUAACUCUGCUAAGUCCAUCUCCACCUUCGGCCUCUACUUCUGUUAAUCACGUAUCUACUUCAGUCUCCUCGGUUUUCCUUCUCCACCUUCCAGUACUUGGAUAA
Messenger RNA from Neltuma alba, 1104 nucleotides. RefSeq lists its product as uncharacterized. The record is from RefSeq and is a predicted model, not a curated record. The transcript has a single exon. Lineage: Eukaryota; Viridiplantae; Streptophyta; Magnoliopsida; Fabales; Fabaceae. Bases 1 to 1104 code for a protein of 367 amino acids.